This is a messenger RNA of Aspergillus melleus, 867 nucleotides long. RefSeq names its product COG2 family protein. The transcript has 2 exons. Lineage: Eukaryota; Fungi; Ascomycota; Eurotiomycetes; Eurotiales; Aspergillaceae. Gene Ontology annotation, cellular component: membrane; COG complex. The record is from RefSeq and is a predicted model, not a curated record. Gene Ontology annotation, biological process: intra-Golgi vesicle-mediated transport; protein transport; Golgi organization. The coding region runs from base 1 to 867 and encodes 288 amino acids.
AUGAACAAGUUUCGCUUUGGCGACUCCGACGAGUCGGCCUCCGAUCUCGACGACGAUACAGCCGGCCUUCCUUUCCCUGAACCGUUGUCUCGCGCUUCUUUUCUCGCUCCUGAUUUCGACCCGGCGCAAUACCUAUCCUCCUUGACCAACCGACACCAGAGUCUGGAGGACCUGCGACAGGAACUGCGGGAGUUGGAUCAAUCGCUGAGCAGGGAGCUGUUGGAUUUGGUCAACGAGAACUACCAGGAUUUCCUAUCAUUAGGAACCGCUUUGCAUGGAGGGGAAGAGAAGGUCGAACAGGUCCGGGUUGGUCUGUUGGCAUUCCAGAGAGACGUGCAGGUUAUUCGGGAUAAAGUAGAGGCUAGGCAUCAAGAAGUCGCACAACUGAUCGCCGAGAAGAAACGACUGAAAGGAAGCACCAACGUUGCCCGGGGAUUGCUGGAUUUCGCCGAUCGAGUCGAGGAGCUGGAAAGGAGGCUGAUGAUCGGAGGUACUUCCGCAGAAGAUGAGGACUCCGAUAUGCUGGAAAGUGAGAGCGACGAAACCGAUGACGAUGAGGAGCUCUCCAACGGUGCAUCGACCACCCCACUGGUCUCUCUCAAGCGACUCGAACAUCAUAUCCAGAAAUUUGUCUAUCUGACGAGGCUGUCAUCCCGGAUCGGAGACGAGCAUCCGUUUCUACUCGCGCAACAACCGCGCCUGACCAAAAUCAAGUCGGCCGUGCUCCUAGACCUCAAAACUGCCCUCGAGCAAGCAAACCAUGCUGGAGAGAAACGAGAUACAAAAACGCUGGUCGUGUUGCGUCUCUACAAGCUCAUGGGGGAGGAUACCAGCGCCGUCACGGCGCUGAAGAGUCUGAAAUUAUAA